Molecule: messenger RNA, 5683 nt
Organism: Pangasianodon hypophthalmus (striped catfish)
Lineage: Eukaryota; Metazoa; Chordata; Actinopteri; Siluriformes; Pangasiidae
Product: polymeric immunoglobulin receptor
Exons: 9
Coding region: 2909-4564 (551 amino acids)
Source: RefSeq, a predicted model, not a curated record
CAAUGCGGCACAGAGACAGUAACAGGGUGUAACAGAACAGGAGCUUUAAUAUCUUUCUGAAGUGGAGUUGGUGUGAAUAUCUGUGAGUGUGAACUCAGGAUGAAGAUCCUCCUCAUCUUUACCCUCUGCCUGAUCUCAGUGAAGAUUUUGAAAUGCAUUUCUUUACCUAUCAGCUGCAGUGUUACAUGAAGGAAAGUUUUGCUCAGAUGGAUAUUUUGUGUCUGGCUAGAUGGAGGAGCCUCCAAGGAAGUAACUGGAUAUUCUGGAUAAAUUCAGGAAGAUUCUCACUGUUUAAUGAGACCAAAUCAGCAGAGUUCUGGGUGAUGAUCAGAGAGCUCACUGUACAGGACACUGGGACGUAGCAGUGUGGAGUUUAUAAAGAUUUGGGGAUAAACAUUUACACACCAGUGGAACUGAAGACAAAUGGAGAAUAUCAAAAUGACCCAAAUGUGCUUCUUCUCCAAUCAACACAAACACCAAUCUUUUGUGUUAGAGGUAAAGUUAGAGGUUCUAUCACUUCCAGUUUCAAUGUAUUUUAAUGCAUAUUUCCUUUGUGUGUAAUCAUAUGCACUUCUUAUUACACUGAUGUGUUGCUGUGGAUUUUACUGGAGAAAAAAUUGCACCAAGAGCUGCUAUACUUUACUUUUUUCUUCUGGUCAAAGUUACAGACUUACAUCUUUGGAAGUACUUCUCUUGAUAAUGAAAGGAAAAAAUAUAAUUACAUUUUAGUACAAUUACAUUGUAAAUUUCAGAUCCAGUGCUUAGAGAUGAUGGCCUAGGCAUGACAGAUGAAGUUAGUCUGAGGCUCAAAUGGCUGCUGUCUGAUCUAAAUAGUAGAGCAAAUGUUGGGCACAAAAAAAGAACACUUUUCAGACUCGACUUCAUGGAGCUCAGCAAUGUCAGUGAUUGAUUUACAAACCUGGGUGACAUGAUCCUGGACAGAAAUCUAUGUGUGCUGCCAGACAAGGUCAUCCCAAAGUCAUUUGGCCACCAAAGCAUUUAAGGUGAGCUUAUUGCCUGAACAUGCAGUUCUCCCACUUUUUGCUAGCUAAAGUGACCGCUAUUAAAAGACAGCUUUCAGACACACCCAUUUCAGUUUGGCAUCUUGCAUAGUCUCAAAGUGUUCUGAUUCACCAACAUGAAGUUCUGUGGCUUUAUGUUUUGAAUGAAGGGAAGUCAGAUAAGUAAGAAAUAACCCACAGCAGGACAUGCUGUUAGAGGAAAAUAAUCAAUAAUGGGGUGAUGAUGCAAAGUGCAGUCACUCAUACCACCAUGAAGAUUAGUAUUUUCCUAUGUCAGCAUUUUUUAAAGUAUUUAUCACACAACACAUCAUACCUUUUAUCUCUUUAUAUAGUAGUUACAUUUAAUAAUAAUAGUAUCCAUUUAUAGUUACUUUUAUUAUUUUUUUAAAUAAUAAUAUUAUUACUUUUAAAACUUAUAUUUUAAGAUGAUUGUUUGGAUUCCUUCCUGGAUUCCCAUUAUUUGUAGAUAGAAAAUAUAUUUUUGCACAUACGCAAGUCAACACACAUUUACAAAUUUGCAAUGCCAAGUAUGACACUUUGAAUUCAUUUCAAAGUGUCUCUGUUGCAUUUUGCUCACAUGCUUCACACAUAAAUUUGCUGUCAAAAGCUUUCUCACACAGCCAGAAGGGGAAGUGCAUGUUGCUUCAGUUUCUGGUAGUUCAUGCAUUCAUGGCCUCCAGACUGGACUAUUGUAAUGCAUUGCUAGGUGGUUGUCCUGCAUCUUCAGUAAACAAGCUACAGUUAGUGCAGAAUGCAGCUGCCAGAGUUCUUACUAGGUCAAGAAAAGAUGAUCACAUAUCCCCAAUAUUAUCAUCCCUGCACUGGCUACCUGUUAAGUUUAGAAUUGAUUACAAACUAGCACUACUUACGUACAAGGCUCUAAAUGGUUUAGCUCCCACGUAUCUAGCCAGUCUUCUAACACAUCACAAUCCACCACGCUCCUUAAGAUCUCAAAACUCCAGACUUCUGGUAGUUCCUAGAAUAUCAAAGUCUACAAAAGGAGGUAGAGUGUUUUCGUAUUUAGCUCCUAAACUUUGGAAUAGCCUUCCUGACAGUGUUCGGGGCUCAGACACAGUCUCCCAGUUCAAACGUAGAUUAAAGACGUAGAUCUUUAGCCAGGCAUACACUUAAUACAUACCAUAACCUUGUACUUCAGUACAUCUGAUUAAUUGCACAUUAUGAUUUAGGGCUUACUAAUAUUAUGAACAGCAGCUACGCUAAUUCCUUUUCCACUUGUUUCCCUUCUUCUACCCAUCCCGAGGCACAUAGAGAUUGUGCCAGCUCCAGUAGACAGAGGCCAACCCUAUGAGGAUCCUGAGGCAUCCAGAGAUGGACCUGCUCCAGCUGGUUUCUGCCUCAUGAGGAUUUGGGUAUUCAAAGCAACGCUGCCAACCCUAUGUGGACUAUGUGGACUUUGAGGAAGACAACAACCUCCAAAUUAAUAUACACAUAAAAUUCUACAUGACUAUAAAUAAAUACAGAAAGGAAAUUGUUCAUAUCACACUCUCCCAAAUGAGGAUGCGUUCCCUUUUGAGUCUGGUUCCUCUCAAGGUUUCUUCCUCAUAUCAUCUAAGGGAGUUUUUCCUCGCCACAGUCGCCUCAGUCGCCUCAGGCUUGCUCACUAGGGAUAAUUUUGUCUAACAUCUAGGACUGUUGCAUGUUUUUGUUUCUGUUUGCAUGCUUUUUGUUUCUUAUGUUCUGUAAAGCUGCUUUGAGACAAUGUUCAUUGGUAAUACAAAUAAAAUUGAACUGAAUUGAAUUGAAUUAAAGAACAAGAACAGGGUGGGACAGAUACAGUGACUUAUAAGACAGCGUUUAAAAGAAUAGGAGCUUUAAUAUCUUUCCGAAGUGGAGUUGGUGUGGAGAUCUGUGAGUGUGAACUCAGGAUGAAGAUCCUCCUCAUCUUCAUCCUCUGCCUGAUCUCAGAUGGAGGAGCCUCCAAGGAAGUAACAGGAUAUUCAGGAGGAGGAGUCCUUAUCAAGUGCAAAUAUGAUGCAGAAUUCACACAAAACACAAAAUAUUUCUGUAAGGGUUCAUGGCCAGGCUGUGAUGACCAAAUAAAGACAGAAGCUAAAAACAUGUGGAUAAAUUCAGGAAGAUUCUCACUGUUUGAUGACACCAAAUCAGCAGAGUUCUGGGUGAUGAUCAGAGAGCUCACUGUACAGGACACUGGGACGUACCAGUGUGGAGUUGAAAAAAGUUGGAUAGACAUUUACACACCAGUGGAACUAAAGGUAAAGGAAGGGGGCUUGGUCUCUAGAGGAGUGACUGCAUAUGCAGGGGGAGGAAUCAGAAUCAAGUGCAGAUAUGAGGAUGAAUAUAAAGACAAACCAAAAUCUUUCUGUAAGAUCGGAACACGUCAAUUGUGUUUUAAUCGAAUACAAACAAAACUAAACAGUAAAUGGUCACAUGAUGGCAGAUUCUCAAUUCAUGACAACAGAGGUUCAGGAUUCUUCAGUGUGUUCAUCAGAGAGCUGAUUACGGAGGACACUGGAACAUAUGCAUGUACUGUUGCUGUGUCUGAUGAAAUAGAGACCUACACUGUAGUGAAGCUGAAUGUAAGAGAAGAUUUGUCCUGUGAGAAGUCCAUCAGUGAGACUGUCCAUGUAGGAGGAGAUUUGAAGUUCAGCUGUAAAUACCCAGUAUCCCUCAGGAAUGACCCCAAGUUUCUCUGCAAGAGGCUGCAAACUGCUGCUUGUUUUUAUAAAGCAUCUGUUAAUGAAAGUAGGAAAGAUGUAAAUAUGGGGAAGUUCUCGCUGUAUGAUGACAGAUCAAAACAAAUCUUCAGUGUGAGUAUUAGACAUGUUACUGAGCAGGACUCUGGGGAAUACUGGUGUGGAGCUGAAGCAGCCUGGAAAUCUGAUCAUGGAUACAAGGUUUAUUUCACACAGAUCAGCCUGACAGUUACUGAUCCACCUCUCCCUGUUUCAACCUCAGUGCCAACAAAAUAUUCAUUAUCAUCUUUACCAACAUCAUCAUCAUUACUGUCUACACCAACUUCUAGUGAAAGAGGAUUUCCAGCUUCCACUGUGUUCACUGUGUCUGUGAGUCUCCUGGUGCUUCUCAUCGGACUCAUAUUCCUCAUUGUGACUCUACAUAAGAGACGCAAGAUGCAAAGCCGAGAAACAGUGACGCAAACCUCCAGAGAGACAAAUGAAGACUAUGAAAACGACCCAAAUGUGCUUCAUUUCCAGUCAAGACAAAUGACCAAUCUAUCAGAUUCAGUCUACCAAAGUCUGAACCCCAACACCAAACAAUCGGAUUCAGUCUACCAAAGUCUGAACCCCAACACCAAACAAUCAGAUUCAGUCUACCAAAGUCUGAACCCCAACACCAAACAAUCAGAUUCAGUCUACCAAAGUCUGAACCCCAACACCAAACAAUCAGAUUCAGUCUACCAAAGUCUGAACCCCAACACCAAACAAUCAGAUUCAGUCUACCAAAGUCUGAACCCCAACACCAACCAAUCGGAUUCAGUCUACCAAAGUCUGAACCCCAACACCAACCAAUCGGAUUCAGUCUACCAAAGCCUCAAGUGUUAAACAGACCAAUUGGACACAGUCGGAGUCAGAAAUCCCCCUCUAACCAAUGAGAAUGAUGCUGCCAGUUUCUCUAUUAAAAUGGACUGGCCUUGAUACCAAAGCCAAAGAGAUUAAUUGCUAGGAUGUAUUUUAAGAUUUAUUUAUGAAAAUAUUCCAUAUUUGUUUGCUUUCCAAUAAAAAAAAUGCCAAUCAUAAUUGUUUAUCAAAGACGAGUCUAGAGUUUUUGCUUGAGAAUCUGAUAUUUUUAGGCAGUAAAUGUGGCCAAAAACUGUUACUUAUACAGAAAAAGUCCAUCUGAAUGACAUUGCAGACCAACAACCACAAACCUCCUGCAGCACAUCAGUAAAUGUGCAGAUAUCUCAUUUAUUCACCACUUUUACGCCAUCUCAUUUUAAAGUAAUUCUUGUUUUAAACUAAAUUUGUGGAAUAAAUUGUCAAGAACAGAUGUUGUAAAUGUUUUUCAAUCCAAUGAAUAGAUUUUCAAAAAGCUCACUGUUUAUUGCAGCUCAGAAGUUUGUUUGGAAACCAGCAUAUGGAAAUGCCUUCAUCCUCAUCCUGAAAAAGUGUAUAAAUGAUGUCAUAUGUUCUGUGAUUGUCUGAGGCUGAAAGUUUGUGCUUCUGGGUGUGUUUUGACAGCCAGGAUUUGGGUUGUUCACAAAACUACACAAACCUCUCUCAAGUUACAUUUCUGAUGUGUACUGAUUAAACAUUUUCAUAACAUCCAUGACACAGGGUUAGAGAUUAGUUAGAAGUUUCAGCUCAAUAGCCACACUCAGCAACAGCGAACAUUUAUUUAUUAUUACAUUCAUCAUUAAUCAUCUUUUAUUAUUUCCUACUUUAAUCAUUUAAUCAUUUUAUAUAAUCAUUUUCCAUAUUAAUGCAGUAAUUAUGGAUGUGCCUCCCAGUGUUUUUAGAACUUUGGGAUGAGUAAGCUUAGCAACACAUUGUUUUACUGAUUUACUUAUUUAAUUAUAAUUUCAUGAUUAUUAUUUUAUUUUAUUAUUAUUAUUUUAUUGUUUGUUAAUAUUGAAGCUUCAAUAAAAUUCAUCUCUAUCCCAAAGUUUUGUGGCUGAAGACUAAAAGGGGGAGAAAGUUGUAAUUAAAUUCAAGUUAACAAUA